ACAUGCGCAGUAGUUGUUAGUGCCACAUUACCGCCUGAGCCUGCGGUGGAGAGGCGCUCAUCCACCAUCACAUUCAGCACGAUCGGUAACUCAUUGCAUGAUCAAAACGGCCUGUCGCGCGAUUCAUGAACAAAUCUUUAUCCAAACCCAACAGUGGACUCAUCCCAGAAGCCGAGAGCAGCUUUUAUUAGCCCCUCAGCAGCCGCCGUCAGGUUGACGUUGAACUUGCUUCUGUAAACCCAUUCUCUCCAACUUGGUCGCCAUGGCAACUGAGGAGAAGAAACCAGACACAGAGUCUACUAAAACACAGCCGGCAUCAGCUGCCUCCGCCAGCCAGAGCAAGUCAGCACCAGUGAAGCCAAACUAUACCUUGAAAUUCACAUUGGCUGGCCAUACAAAAGCAGUCUCUUCUGUCAAGUUCAGUCCGAGCGGGGAGUGGCUCGCAAGCUCAUCUGCUGAUAAGCUGAUCAAAAUAUGGGGUGCAUAUGAUGGCAAGUUUGAAAAGACGAUAUCUGGACACAAACUUGGCAUCUCGGAUGUGGCCUGGUCCUCUGACUCCAACCUUCUGGUCUCAGCUUCCGAUGACAAGACACUGAAAAUUUGGGAUGUGAGCUCUGGGAAGUGUUUAAAGACACUGAAGGGUCACAGCAACUAUGUAUUUUGCUGUAACUUCAACCCCCAGUCCAACCUCAUCGUUUCUGGAUCUUUUGACGAGAGCGUGAGGAUUUGGGAUGUUAAAACGGGCAAAUGUCUCAAGACGCUGCCAGCACACUCAGACCCUGUCUCUGCGGUUCAUUUCAACAGAGAUGGCUCAUUGAUUGUGUCCAGCAGUUAUGAUGGACUUUGCCGUAUCUGGGACACAGCAUCAGGACAGUGCCUUAAAACACUCAUCGAUGACGACAACCCACCUGUGUCAUUCGUGAAGUUCUCCCCCAAUGGCAAAUACAUCCUGGCUGCCACUCUGGAUAACACUUUGAAGCUUUGGGACUACAGCAAAGGAAAGUGUUUGAAAACAUAUACCGGCCAUAAAAACGAAAAGUACUGCAUAUUUGCUAAUUUCUCUGUCACUGGUGGAAAGUGGAUUGUCUCCGGCUCAGAGGACAACAUGGUCUAUAUCUGGAACCUUCAGACCAAGGAGAUCGUACAGAAACUACAGGGGCACACAGAUGUGGUGAUCUCAACCGCGUGUCAUCCUACAGAAAACAUCAUCGCAUCAGCAGCACUAGAAAACGACAAAACCAUCAAACUUUGGAAGAGCGACUGCUAAGCCUCAAGCUUAUUUACUUUAUCUUCUUUUUUUUUUUUUGUUUUUUUUUUAAUUUUGUACUUUUCAUUUUGUUUGUGGGGGGGGUGAGAGACUUUUUUGUUUUUCAUUUGAAAGGUCACGCUAGGCCGUUCACACUGACAUCAAGGCUCAGCAAGAGGACCGGCGAAAGCGCCCUAGCCCGACAUACCCUCUCCUAACACAGCACGCCUCUCUCCGCUCGUGCACUAAAGCAGUCACUUUUUCUCUGCCUUGCCACCAGCUCUCGUUCUUCAGUUUAAGCAUUCAGCAAAACUUUAACCAGUCUGUAAAUCUAGGCAGCUUUGUUUGAACUCCACAGACCUAUUAGGACAAAGAGAGCGUUCCUGUCUUUUUGUUUAGUUUUUUUUCCUGUAAGUUUUGUAGAAUGACACUUAUCUGUCUGUCAGUGGUUUGCACACUUUCUGAAGCCAGCAGAACGCCUUGGACACAUUAUAAGUGGCCAUUUUAACAAAUCUUUGGAGUAUUACAUUUCUCUGCCUGUAUUUGUGGCAUUUAUACGAACAGUUUGCAGCUUCACUCCAUUCUUUUGCCGACAAGAGGUUUCAGCUGUCAACGCCUCAAAGACUUACCAAUGUCAAAUCGAACCUCCAUGUAUGAAAUGUGUUGUCUGGCAGAAGGAUGUUCUGAACAUCCACUGUUUCAUGUUUAUUUCUGUACAGCACAAAAAUGCAAUUGUUAAAUCUGCAAUUAAAACAAUUCAUUGUGUUAUAGUCGCUAAGCUAGUUGUCAGACUUUAUGGUUUUCAGUGGCUUUCAAGUGGCUCAAUGUUGUCUAGGCAGUGCUAACAAUAAAACUUACUCUUUUUGUUAUGAAAGCUUAUAGCAGUUGCAAACAUAACGUAUGCCAAAAGCUCACUUUAUUCCCACAGCUGUAACUACCUGUAACACAUCUGUUCAUAUCAGUUUUGGUGCUUACGUAUAAAUAAAACUACAAUAUAUCGGGAUGGAGCAGUUGAUUGGUCAGAGCAGUUAAAAGGAAAGGUUUCUAGUAGACUUCAAUUACACAAUCUACAGAUGUUCAUUCUGAAACAACUAUUCUUAUCUGGUACCACACAUUCAGUUUUUAAUUAUCGUUAUGUGGUUUUAAUGACACAACUUAUGCAAGGAGGAGCGUUGCUGUGAAGUGAAUAUGCCAUAACCUUCUAUCUCGUGACCAAAAGCAGACUGGAUGUAUUUAGAGCCUUGAGAUGUUUCUGUAUCUGACACUUUGUACAUACUUGCAGCUUCUCUGUUCUUUGAUAUGUUUACCUCUGUUCUGUGGUCUUAUUAACUGUGUCUCCAGUAGGUGAUAGUACUUUAAGAGUGUUUUAUUUUUCCUGCUCAAUGUGGAUGAUGGUUUGGCAUUAACCCAUCCUCUGCAUCUGGACUCUCUCUGUUCCUUUGUUCUUGGCCGGAUUUCCAGUGCACUGCAGUGAUGACAAGGGCCGCAUGAGGAAUUCUAUCUGUAUUGCAUUUAGUCACUUUGGACAUGACCUGUGACUCAAUAAAGAAUUUUUUUACCUGUA
This is a messenger RNA of Labeo rohita (rohu), 2810 nucleotides long. It is a transcript of the gene wdr5, whose product is annotated as WD repeat domain 5. NCBI's taxonomy places the organism in Eukaryota, Metazoa, Chordata, Actinopteri, Cypriniformes, Cyprinidae. The transcript is spliced from 14 exons. The record is from RefSeq and is a predicted model, not a curated record. Gene Ontology annotation, molecular function: histone binding. The coding region runs from base 263 to 1267 and encodes 334 amino acids. Gene Ontology annotation, cellular component: Set1C/COMPASS complex.